CUCACUUUUUUUUUCCUUUAUCACUUUCAAGUACACACUUACACCCCACUCUUUAUAUAUACACAUGUCAGCCACAGAGUCUUGGGAAUACCCUGAACACAAGCAGUUUGAACGGUAGAUUGUUGAUGAUGUAUACAGCCUUUAUUGACAUGUAUAUUUAUAGUGUCCCUACAUUGGAUCAAGUUGAUCCUUCUGACCGUAAAGCCAUCUUUGCUGCCCGUAACCAAAAGAUUCGUGACGACUGGGUUAAGGCUAUGGAAGCCCGUAUUAUCAAGGAAAAGUUAGACGAAUGUUAUAGAACUGAAGGUGUCAACCACUGUAAACCAAUCUUGUCGCCACUUAGCUGACAUGUAUUUUGAAGCUCUCAAGAACAACAAAGUUA
Messenger RNA from Gilbertella persicaria, 382 nucleotides. RefSeq lists its product as uncharacterized. The transcript is spliced from 3 exons. NCBI's taxonomy places the organism in Eukaryota, Fungi, Mucoromycota, Mucoromycetes, Mucorales, Choanephoraceae. The record is from RefSeq and is a predicted model, not a curated record. The coding region runs from base 126 to 347 and encodes 73 amino acids.